Sclerotinia borealis F-4128 is the source of this 1377-nucleotide messenger RNA. The record is from the annotation of a GenBank genome assembly. NCBI's taxonomy places the organism in Eukaryota, Fungi, Ascomycota, Leotiomycetes, Helotiales, Sclerotiniaceae.
AUGUCAUUAUUUCGCCCACCUAUCGUGCGCUGGAGCGCAGCCGGAAUGCUCGAUCGCUCUCUCUUUUCCAAAACUAUAUCGAUUUCUGCAGCAAGACUUAUGAACAAUAAGGUUAUACCGAAAUAUCGAUCGCAAUUAGCCAUCAGCAAAGAAAUCCUGCUGGAAGAGAAAAUCACGCUCAUUCGACCGGAUCCAGAUCCAGAAUUUGCAGCGAAGGGUGGAAAGUGUUUGCUUUUAAACCCUAGAGUAAAACAUGAUGAUCCUACGACAUGGAGUCCGGUUUUACAGGAAGCUGUGAAGGCUCAGGAUUUGGGAGUUAUUCCAUAUGAUUUGACUUUGAAUUAUGAUCAUUGGAAUUAUAUCGAAAUCAUGAAAUCUAUCCUUCCCGAAGAUGCCCAGGAAGAAAUCCCCGUCGGCUUCGCCAUCGUUGGGCAUGUUGCCCACCUCAAUCUACAUGACGAAUUCCUCACCUACAAAUACCUCGUUGCCUCCGUUCUCAUGGACAAGAAUCCCACCAUUCGCACCGUCAUUAACAAAGUCGACGACGUCGGCGACGUCUCUGUAUACCGGACUUUCUCUUACGAAGUGCUAGCCGGCGAUGGCAACAUGAAUGUUGAGAUUCGGGAAGGAGAUUGUACUUUCCGGUUCGAUUAUUCAAAAGUUUACUGGAAUAGUAGAUUACAGACGGAACAUAAGCGAUUGGUGGAUCUUUUUGAACCUGGGGAUGUCGUUUGUGAUGUUAUGGCGGGGGUGGGUCCUUUUGCUUUACCUGCGGGGAAGAAGGGGGUUUUUGUGUGGGCAAAUGAUUUGAAUCCGGAUAGUUAUGCGGCUAUGAAGGAUGCGGUUGUUAGAAAUAAGGUCCAAAACUUCGUCCGUCCUUUCAACGAAGAUGGCCUCAAAUUCAUUCCCCAAACCGCCGACGACCUCCUCCACCUGGCCUCCACAAAUCAAAACGUUAUAGCUAUAGCCCCCACACGACCCUCUCGCAGCGGCCAAACCCCCACCCAACCCCCCAAAACCCUCACCAUUCCCAACACCAUCUCACACUUCGUAAUGAAUCUCCCCGCCACCGCCAUAGAUUUCCUCCCCGCCUUCCACGGUGUUUACCACACCUCUUCACAUCUCUUCACGCCCCAUACUGAAGUUAAAUUACCAAUGGUACACGUCCAUUGUUUUGGGCCUAAAAAUGAAGAUAAUGAGGCGGCGAAUAUCGAGAUUUGUGAAAGGGCGAGUGAGAAAUUGGGCGUGAAGCUUGUACAGGGAGAUGAGUAUGAGACGAAAGUUUGGGAUGUGAGGGAUGUGGCGCCUAAGAAGAGGAUGUUUUGUAUCAGUUUUAGGAUACCGGCCAAGGUGGCUUUUGGGGAGAGGAGGGGAUGA